GUUCCAUGAAUUGACUGUCUAUAACCCUGAACGUACUGUAUGUGUUUAUGGAUCAACCGAACAGUGUUCAAAGGCAGAGGAACAAAUCACCAGUAAACUCAGGAAAGCCUAUGAGAACUUCUUGCAGACUGUCCAACCACAUCAGCCUAACAUGUUCCCAGGACUUAACCAUAUGUCUUCAGGACUUAACCAUAUGGGGUCGUCAAUGUUCCCUAGUCAGGAAUAUUCACCUAACAUGAACCCAUACCAGCCACCAGGGUACAUGAACGGCAAUGGCAGUGGUCCAAUGGGGCCAGGACAUUUGCCUGGAUUGUACUAUCCUACACCCCCAGGAGGUUAUAAUGGUCCACCUAAUGCCAUGCAAAACCCGCAAAACUCAACCUCUGAAACUGUGCAUUUGUACAUCCCAAAAGAGUCUGUGGGUCCAAUCAUUGGUCUCAGCGGUGAGAAUAUCCGUAUUUCAGCCAAAAGAGCAAAUGCUUCCAUUAAGAUCUCAGAGGCAGAGAGUGAAACUGCAACAGAACGUCAAGUGGUGAUUAAGGGUACCCCUGAAUCCCAAUACAAGGCCCAGUAUGACAUCUUUGAAAAGAUUCGCCGGGAGCGGCUCUUCAAGGACAGAGAAUUUUUGCGCUCGGAAAUAUUGGUACCCAAGUCUCUGGUUGGGCGUAUCAUGGAAGAGGCGGUGUAA
Nilaparvata lugens (brown planthopper) is the source of this 688-nucleotide messenger RNA. Its product is annotated as insulin-like growth factor 2 mRNA-binding protein 2. Gene Ontology annotation, biological process: regulation of gene expression. The transcript is spliced from 4 exons. The annotation marks the transcript as partial. Gene Ontology annotation, molecular function: mRNA binding. The record is from RefSeq and is a predicted model, not a curated record. NCBI's taxonomy places the organism in Eukaryota, Metazoa, Arthropoda, Insecta, Hemiptera, Delphacidae. Gene Ontology annotation, cellular component: nucleus; cytoplasm.